Messenger RNA from Harpegnathos saltator (Jerdon's jumping ant), 2185 nucleotides. RefSeq names its product Armadillo repeat-containing protein gudu (gene gudu). Gene Ontology annotation, molecular function: protein binding. The coding region runs from base 48 to 2153 and encodes 701 amino acids. The record is from RefSeq and is a predicted model, not a curated record. The transcript has 10 exons. Lineage: Eukaryota; Metazoa; Arthropoda; Insecta; Hymenoptera; Formicidae.
CUUCUUAUACGUCGAGUGAGAAGAAUAUUUAAGGCUCGCUGUUAAAAAUGCCCCCGAAAAAGAAAAGGGACACUGUGAUGCUGGAACUGGAUCUCGCAGAAUCGGAGCCGAAAAUCGUGGAGCCGGCUGAGCCAGAAACCACAAAAUCGAGGGUAUCCUUGACGGUCGGGGAAACAUAUGGUCCUCGAGUACGUCUCAUCAGCGAACAAGCUGAAGAGGAGAGCUCGGACGACGAACUGGAGUCGGAGAGCGAAGAGGAGGACAGAUACCUUCAGAGGGACCAGCCGGAGGUGCCUUCCGAGUUUUGGCACAUACAGAAGCUCAUCAAAUACAUGAAAGCUGGCAACCAGACCGCUACCAUGGUGUCCUUAUGCCUCCUGAAGGAUUACGAUCUUAUGAACAAAGAUAUACAGAAGACUAUUCAGGGGAUGGGUGGUCUCGAGGUCCUCGUGAACCUCCUCGAAACGAAGGAUAUCAAGUGUCAGAACGGUUCGCUGUCGGUUUUGCUGCAAAUUGCGACUUCGACAGAAAUGAAGCGGCAUCUGAUUGACUUGGACAUCACGACGCCGUUAAUUCAGAUGCUGAAGCAUCCCGCCAGAGAUAUUCAGGUUCUGGCGACCGAGACGAUGGCGAUUAUAGCUCAGGUGCGGAAGGCCAGGAAGCAGAUUCGAAUUCGCAGCGGAAUACCGCUCAUACUAGACGUGAUGGACGUGCCGGACGAGGUUCUCCGUCGCCCGUACGACGAAUUGAACGAGACCAACAAGGAACUCGUGGCGGUCGCCGUGGGUUGCGCUAAGGUCCUGGACUCCCUCAGCAGUAGUCCAAAGGUCAAAGAGGAGCUGCGCAAGCACGGCGUCGUUCGCUUGAUGUCGCGCUUCUUAAGAUCCAGGCACACCCAGCUGAUCGUACCUACGAUGGGCGUCGUGCAGCAGUGUGCUGAUCUGAACGUCUUCAGGGAGGAGUUCGAGCGGGUCGGCAUCAUCGACGAGCUGGUGCGCCACUUGAAGAACGACAAUGUCAAGCUCAAGGAGAACUGCGCCCUGGCGAUCUUCAAGUGCGCCUCGAACCAGGAGACCCGCAACAGGGUGCGAAAGUCCGGCGGCCUGGACCCGCUGUGCCGGCUCGUGCAGAGCGAUUUGGUCCGCGCCAAUAAACACCUGUUGGCCGCGGUGACUGGUGCCGUUUGGAAGUGUGCCAUGAGCCCGGAGAACGUGACGAGAUUCAAUCAGAACGACCUGGUGACGUUGCUGGUGCCACUUCUCGAGGAGAACGAGGACGAACGAGUCUUGGCCAACGUCGUGGGCGCCCUCGCCGAGUGCUGUAAAGAUCCCGCUAACAGGACCGUCUUGAGGACUAACGAAGGCCUGCCGAAACUGAUCCGCUUGUUGAGCGCCACGUACGAGCCAUUGCUGGAGAACGUGCCGCUGGUGCUGAAGGAAUGCGCCGUCGACGAGAUGUGCAUGGACAUCAUCAACGACUCGGAGCACCGGCUGGACGGCGUGCGACUGGUCUGGUCGCUCUUGAAGCACCCCAGCGACGUGAUCAAGCGAAACGCCUGCCUCGCUCUGGUACCCUGCAUCAAGCACGCCAAGGACUCGCCCGAGAUGGUGCGCGCCUUCGUGGGCGGCUUGGAGCUCACCGUCAGCCUGCUCGAGAGCGGAAACAUGGAGGUGCUUAGCGCGGUUUGCGCCAUGAUUGCGGAAAUCGCCGCCGACCCGGAGAACCUGGGCAUCCUGACGGAUCACGGCGUCGUGAAGAAGUUGGCGGGCCUCGUGGGAACCGAGGACGAGAAUCUGCGGGCGAACCUGACGUUAGCGAUAGCUUAUUGCUGCGAGUGGAACCGGAACAGCUACGAGUUCGGCAAACUGAACGCGGUCGCACCGCUCGUUAAUUACAUGACCAGCAAGAACAAGAGUGUGCUGAAGGGCGUCUGCAUCGCCGUUUACCAUUUGAGCAAGGAGCCCCUGAAUUGCGUGACUAUGCACACCUGCAGCGUGAUCAAGCACGUUUUACGCCUGGUGGGCUCGGACGACCCGGAAGUGCAAAUCGCAGCUGCGUCCACCAUACGCCACAUAAGGAAGCUCGCGUUGACGGCGGAGAAGUUCCACUUCAAUGAAACAAGCACGCUACAAGAAACCGACUUCCGUCUGUGAAUUGAAUUACCGCCACGGGAGGAGGAGACGGA